This is a messenger RNA of Spirometra erinaceieuropaei, 1628 nucleotides long. The record is from the annotation of a GenBank genome assembly. Lineage: Eukaryota; Metazoa; Platyhelminthes; Cestoda; Diphyllobothriidea; Diphyllobothriidae.
AUGAACCGCGUUGACUACAACGAAAAGGCACAAGCCCUCCUAGACGACCAACAGUCCUACAAGUCCACGCCUCCCUCGCGAGCCAAAUCGAUGAUUGGUCAACUAACUGGACUCCUGAACCGACUCAAGCGAAACAGUGCUAUAUCGCUGGACGAAUGGCGACAGAUGAAACCAACGGACACGGCACUGGCCCGGUUUUAUGGAUUACCCAAAAUCCACAAGCCCAAAGUUCCCCUUCGACCGAUCGUUGUCUUGAAAGGCAGCCCCACUUACAAUCUAUCCAAGUGGAUGGCCCGAAAACUUAACUUUCUCCGAGAAGGCUCAAGGACCUCCAUCAAUUCGGCCUCACAAUUCCUGGCCGACAUCCGAGGAAAAGUUGUCCGACCGGAGCAGAUUAUGGUGUCAUUUGACGUGGUUUCAUUAUUCACGUCCAUCCCACCGGACCUGGCACGCGACGUUCUUCGCAAACGACUCGAAGAGAAUUACGACGAGACGAACAAACCCCUAAAAAUCGACCACUUACUGCAACUGUUUGCUUUCUGCCAACAACCUUCUUCACCUUCAAUGACAGAACAUACGAGGAGAUCAAAGGAACGCCGAUGGGUUCGCCAAUAUCCAGCCUGGUUGCAGAACUAGUCCUGUAGGAACUGGAAAAAGUCGCCUUCGACCACUAUGAACCUGCAUUUUGGCGCCGGUACGUGGACGACACGUUCGUCAUAAUUGAAAGGAGCAGACUGGCCGACUUCCAAGACCUGCUCAACGGCAUCUUCCCAGACAUUCAGUUCACAAGGGAAGAAGAGCAUGCCGAACAGCUGCCUUUCCUUGAAGUUCUCGUCACACGCACACCCAACGGCGAACUCAACACCACGGUGUACAGAAAGGCGACUAACACGACUCAGAUUCUCAACUACCACAGUAACCACCCAAUGGCGCAUAAACGCAGCUGUGUUAGGACACUCUUCCAGAGGGUAAAAACGCACUGCAGUGAACCAGAGGGACGAGUACGAGAACUUCGGCAUCUUCGGGACCAACUGGCAAGGAAUGGAUACCCGAACAGCUUCGUCAGCCGCUGCCUCCGCACGCGCCCACGGCGAACAAACGGAAGAGAGCUGCCAACACUCUGGCACCCUCUGCCAUAUAUAAAGAACGUAUCCGAAGCGAUGGAACGUAUCGCUGGAGAGCUCGGCGUGGGUAUCGCUCACCGUCCGACAGCGACCAUGCGCAGCAAAAUCAUGCAAGUGAAGGAUCGCCUAGACGUGGGUGAACAAUCGGGCGUCGUCUAUCAGAUCCCAUGUGGGGACUGCCCUCGCCACUACACUGGACAAACCGGACGACGACUUAGCUUACGAAUAAGGGAGCACAAACGGGCGGCCCGGAGAGGCGACCCGUUGUCUCAGGUCGCCACUCACACCCUGGAGGAAGGCCACGAAUUCAACUGUGCGAGCACGCGGAUAGUGGCGCGGGCCAGCAAUAAGACAGGACGAGAACUGUUAGAGGCCUGGGUGUCUGACACCAACGCUAUCAACAGGCACGUUGACAUAUCCCCCUGCUAUCACGCGCUCCAUUCCCGCGGCCAAGGGGCGAGACCCAAUUUCCAGCCAAGGGUGCACGCAGUCACGCCACCGUGA